AUGGAAUAUAGUGCACAGUUUACAUUUCGUGAAGAAUGGUAUGAUGCUCGAUUAGCAUAUGAACGAUUUGCUGAUGACAAUACAGAAGUUCCACCUUUUGUGGUACUUGCUACUAGUGAACAAGCUGAUCUAACGCAACAGAUUUGGAUGCCAGACACAUUUUUUCAAAAUGAAAAGUUUGUUUAAAA
This is a messenger RNA of Thelazia callipaeda (thelaziosis nematode), 188 nucleotides long. Lineage: Eukaryota; Metazoa; Nematoda; Chromadorea; Rhabditida; Thelaziidae. The record is from the annotation of a GenBank genome assembly.